CAUGUGCUGGAUUGUAGGUGCGUCAGAUAAUACGAAAUCAGCAUUAUUACAGUUACCAGAUCUUUGAUUCUUAUUAUGCAAAUUUUAUUUUACUUUUCGCCGUUGCAUUGUAUUUUAGGUUACUUUAAUUGGUAAGUCUUCUGUUUGCUUUUCUUUAUACAACCAUGCAAGGAAAAUCGGACUCUGAUCAUUUUCCACCAUCCCAUUUAUCCGUGGCUUUUUAGGCUAAGUUUGGCUGGUAAUACAUGGACUGCAACCAUUGAUGGCGUUACUGUUGAAGAGGUCAUUGAUCCAUUAUUUGUUUUGUUUUUUAUGUGUUUCAUCUGCAGUUGCGAUCUGUGCCAGCGAUCUCGGCAUGGCAGGAUUUCUCACGUCAGCUGUAUCUCUGACCCAUCCCGAAUUUCAAAGUAAUGCUUACAUUGAUUAUGGCGUAUUCAUUGGAAUCUUGGUGUUACAUGGAUGGAUGAACACGCUUCCGGUGCGAUCCAUUGGCUUCAUCAACAAUUUGUCCGUUUGGUGGCAUAUCAUGGGUAUCAUGUUUAUUGUUAUUGUCGGACUGGUCCUCACACCCAACAAACCUUCUGCUUCAUUUGCUCUCGGUCACUUUUACAACGGCACCGGAUUCGAAACUAAUGGCUACGCGUGGUUGUUGGGUCUGUUGCAAGCUCAGUUCACACUGAACGGAUACGAUUCCGCCGCUCACGUGAGUGAAGAAACACGAUCGGCUCAACGUGGAUCGCCACUGGGCAUUGUGCUGGCUAUUGGUAUUUCGGCCGUGGCCGGAACGGUUCUCAUGAUGGCCUGCGCAUUCAUGAUUCAAGAUUUCGAUCGUCAAAUCUUGCAUUCCCAUUAUUCCAUGACCAUUACUCAGGUGUUCCUCGAUGGAACAGGAACCGCGUGGACCAUGUGGUUCCUCGUGAUCAUCUUGGUGGCCAUGUAUUUCGCAGGCGCUGCGGUGAUUGUAGGCUCUUCCCGACAAACGUACGCUUUUGCUCGUGAUGGUGCGAUGCCCUUUUCCAGUUGGCUUGUUAAACUGACUCCUGCUAAAGUGCCGGCCAAUUCGGUGUGGUUCAACAUUAUUUUCUCGGCUAUUCUUGGUAUUCCUUACAUGUUUAGCGACGUGGCUUAUGAAACCAUUGUCUCCAUCAAUACCAUUGCCGCCAAUUUGUCUUAUUUUAUCCCCAUUUGGCUUCGCAUCACCAUGGCCAGAAAACGAUUCCAAAAAGGACCUUAUAACAUGGGUGCCUUUUCUAUACCAUGUGGUAUUAUCGCGUGCAUGUGGAUCGCGUUUACUUCAGUGCUUUUCAUUCUACCAACGCAAUACCCGGUCACGGCCAAUAACAUGAACUUUGCCAUUGUUCCCUUUGCUGCGGUCAUUGGCAUCGCUUCAUUGGUAUACGUGUUCUCUGGCCGUAAAUGGUUUACCGGUCCCGUGCGUAAUAUUGAUACCAUUAUUGUCCAAGAGGAAAAUGGCAAAGUGAUUCGCGAAACGCGCCGUGUGAUUCUAUCGGAUGAAGCUGAUCUGGCCGACUGUGAUGAAAUUGGAAGCCAGGAUAUCUGGGUCAGUGAAGCCACCACUUCAAUCAAGCCAAGUCAAUCCCUUAAACGGACAUAA
Molecule: messenger RNA, 1615 nt
Organism: Radiomyces spectabilis
Lineage: Eukaryota; Fungi; Mucoromycota; Mucoromycetes; Mucorales; Radiomycetaceae
Product: amino acid permease-domain-containing protein
Exons: 4
Coding region: 263-1615 (450 amino acids)
Biological process (GO): transmembrane transport
Cellular component (GO): membrane
Molecular function (GO): transmembrane transporter activity
Source: RefSeq, a predicted model, not a curated record